Molecule: messenger RNA, 4062 nt
Organism: Emiliania huxleyi CCMP1516
Lineage: Eukaryota; Haptophyta; Isochrysidales; Noelaerhabdaceae
Exons: 3
Coding region: 1-4062 (1353 amino acids)
Molecular function (GO): hydrolase activity
Source: RefSeq, a predicted model, not a curated record
AUGAUGCUAUCUCACGUGCUCACCACCUCAAUCCGGCCUCGUCUUCCUCACCACCUGCACCGCUGCUCCUCCUCCGCCCGCGCCUCACUCGCCGUCGACUCGCAGCCGAGGCCGUCCUACGACGUGGUGCCCACGCACGUCGCCGCGGCGCUCCCGCAGAGGUGGGUCGUCUUUUCGGACCUGCAUGUGCGGCAGGACACGCUGCCGGUCUGCCUCGAGCUUCUGCGUCGCGUGGCGGCCGAGGCGCGCGCCCGCAACGCCGGCGUCGCCUGCCUCGGCGAUUUUUGGCACACGGGUGGGGUGCUGUCGACGCGGCAGCUAAACACGGUGCUCUCGGAGCUCGCGUCGUGGGGCGACGACGUGCCGAUGCUCAUGAUCCCGGGAAACCACGACCAGGCCAUGCGUGGCAACUCUGACCCGCUGCUUCACGCACUGACCCCCCUCCAGCUCGCGCUGCCCCGCUCGGUCACCGUCUUCAGCCGCGUGACGCGGCUCGGCUCGUCGUUGUGGGCUCCGUAUGGCACGACCGCCGCGGAGCUGCGCGCCGCGUGCGAGCACGCCGCAUCUGACGGCCACGAAGGCCUCGACGCCGUCUUUUGCCACGCCGACAUUGUCGGCGCGCAGAUGAGCGACCGGCCGCCCGGCGACGCUGGCGGCUUCGUGCGGCGCGUGGCCACCCAGGGCCUCACCGCAGACGCCUUCCCGCUGCCGCCGGUGCGCGUCUUUUCGGGCCACUACCACAACCCGCACUCCGUCCCCGAGCCAGCCGCCAAGGGCCGCGCUAUCCGGUACGUCGGCUCUCCGUACCAGACGUCGAUGUCCGAGGCGGGGCAGCGCAAGGCGCUGCUGGUGGUCGACAGCGCACGCGGGUGGCGGGUGGCGGAGGAGGUGCCGCUCAGCAUCGGCCGGAGGCACCACGUGCUCUCGCAGCCGGGCAGGUCGGAGCUCGCGGACCUCGGCGCGAGCCUGCGGUCUGGUGACCGCGCUCUGCUGCUGGCCGACCAGAUCGACGAGCCGCUGCUCGAGUUUGCGGCGCAGCAGCGGCGCCGCGGCGCCGCCGUCGAGCUGCGCCGUCCGGUCUCGAUCGAGGCGGCCGAGGCGGCCGAGGGGGGCGAGGCGGCGGCGGCGGCGGCGAGGGCGGCGGCGGCGGCUGCCGGGGCAGCGGACAUUCUCGAGCCCGAGGCGCUGUUUGCGCGGUACGCCGCCGCGAGGGGGCUCAGCGAGCCACUCGUCGCCGCCGGGCAGGAGGUGCUCUCCGCGUGCGCGGCGAACGCGAGGCUGCAGCUGCCGCCGCCGGUGCAGCUGCGGCUGCACGCCGUGACGCUGGACGGGUUUGGCUCCUUUGACCGGCCGACAGAGUACGACUUGCGCGGGCGAGGCCUGCUGCUGCUCCAGGGCGCUUGCGCGGCGGCGGGAGGCGGCGGCGGCGGCGAGGCCAGCGGCGAGGCCCUCCCCGAGGGUGAUGCUGGCGGCGAGGGCCAAGGGUCGAGCAACGGCGCGGGCAAGACCACGCUGGCGAUGGCGCCGUUGUGGGCGCUGACGGGCAGCACAGACGCGCGCGCCAACGGCAAGCCCGUCGAGGCGAGGGGUGUGAUUAGCGAGGGGGCGUCGCGGGCGGUGGUGAGCUUGCGAGGCGAGGUGAGCGGCGGCGUGCUGCAAGGUGGGGACGGCGAAGGCGGGGGCGGCGAGGGCGGCGAGGGCGGCGGUGCGGCGCCCGUUCCGUUUGAGGUGACGCGGACGAUGGGGAGGCGAGAGCACUCUCUCCGCUUUGUGCUCGGUGGCCAGGCGUCCUGCUUGGUCGCGGACGGCGCCGCGGGUGCAUGGCAUCUGCUCACAGGCCCACCCCACGCGCAGGUGCAUGAGGGCACUUUGGCGCAGGUGCAGGCGCAGGUCGAGGAGCACCUGCGCGCGCGGCACGUCGGCACAGUGGCCUUCUUCGGGCAGCACAUGGGCGGCGGCCUGCUCGACAAGACAGACGCCGCCCUCAAGGCGGAGCUGCAGGCGCUGCUCCCGCUUGGCCUCUGGGAGGCGGCCGCGGAGGGCGCUCGCACGCGCGCCGCGCAGGCGCGGGAGGCGGCGGCGCGGGCGGCGGGAGAGCUAGACGCCGCCGUGGCGCACGCGGCCCGCGCUGCGCAGGCGCGCGAGGCGGCGGCCGCGGAGUCGGCCGCGUGGGAGGCCGCGCGGGCCGCGCGAGUCUCUGCCGCAGAGGUGGAGGCGAGCGCGGCGGCGGCGGCGGCGGAGGCGGAGCGCGCCGCCGCAAAGCCCGUCGCGGCCGCCGGCGAGGGGGGGACGAGCCUGCAGGAUUGCAACGGCGCACUCGAGCGGGCGCGGGCGGCCCUCGACGCGGCUGUCGAGGCGCGGGAUGCGCACCGCGCCAAGAUGACUUCGGGCGCGCUCGCGGCGCCCGAGCGGCUCCGUGCUGCAAUCGAGGGAGCUCACGCCGCCGCCGCGGCGACGCUCGAGGCGAAGGCGGCCGCGGAGCGCGCGCGGGAGGGGCUCGCGGCGGCCGGCGGCCGGCUGCAGAUGCAUCGAGUUGCGGCCGACGGGUGGCAGUGGCCUGCCGCGAGGCGGGAGGCGGCCAGCGCGCGGCUGAGAAGCGAGGGCGGGGCGGCGCUCCGUGCGGCGCUCGACGAGACCGCGGCCUCGCUUGCGCGCAGCGGCAGCGGCGGUGGCGCGGAGCGGUUGGGUGGUGCGGAGGUGCUGGCGGCUCUCGAGGCCGAGGCGGCGGAGCUGAGGGGCGCGGCGUUCGCAGUCCGGCAACGGAUCGAGGAGCAGAGGGCGCAGGUGCCAGUCAGGCGGCCGGUUGGGGCGGCGAGUGCGCACGCGAGCAGCGAGGCGGCGGGCGGCGGGGAGGCCGCGACGUUGAUCGAGGAUGGCGCUGGCGCCGACGGCGCGCUCUCCGGCGGUGUCUGCGCGAGUUGUGGGCAAUCGGUGACGAUCGAGCACUUUCGGGCGAGGCUGGCGGAGCUGGCGGCAGCGGCGGAGGCGAGCGAGGCGGCGUUGCGCGUGGCAACGGGCCGUUUGCGCGACGCGAGGGAGGCGCGAGACGGGCUGCAGGUUGCGGCGUGGGAGGCGGAGCGGGCGGUUCUGGAGUCGCAGGAGGCGGCGGCGGCGGCGGCGGCGGCGAGGGCGGAGCAGGCGUGGCGGGCGGCGGGGGCCACGCAGGCGGAGGCGGAGGCGGAGGCGUGCGUGCAGGAGGAGGAGCGGCGGAGGGCGGCAGCCGAGGAGGCGGAGCGGCUGCGCGCGCUCGACGGCCGGGCGGCGGAGCUGCAGUCCGAAGUCGGCCGGUGGGCGUCCUUGCGCGAGAAGGCGCUCGUGCGCGAGGUGCGGGUGGAGGCGGCUGCCAAGGAGGCGGCAGCGGAGGCGGAGGCGAGAGCGGCGCGUGCUUUGGCGGCCGUCGCGUCGCUGCGCGCUGAGACCAACCCAAGCGCGCUGCUGCUGGCGGACAUGGAUGCACGGCGCACCGAGGCGAGCGCGCGGCGCACGGCGCUUGAGGCGGAGAGGAAGCGAGCGGAGCGCGCGCAGCGCACGAUGGGCGAGCUCGGUGAGCACUUUGGCAAGCGCGGCGUGCAAAACUUGCUCUACGAGCUCGCGAUAGACCAGCUGCAGCUCUCAGCGGCGCGCUACUCCGGACUGCUCUCGGCGGGCACCCUCCAGCUCGCGCUAGCCUUUGACGCCAAGCGCGGCGCGAUCCAGAAGAGUGUGCGGCUGGUGCGGCCGGGCGGGGACGAACGCGUGCGCUCCGUCUCGCAGCUCUCAGGCGGCGAGUGGCGCCGGCUCGCCUUUGCGCUCUCGCUCGCCUUCGCUGACUUUGCGCGCGCGCGGCUCGGCCUGUCGUGCGGCUACCUCGUCUUUGACGAGGUGAUGCAGCACAUGGACGCCCGCGGGCAGGCGGCGAUGGCGGAGCUGUUGCGGUGCGUGCCGUGCGAGACCGCCGUCGUCAUCACGCACGGUCUCGCGUCCGACGCGCUGUACGGGGCUUUUGACAGCGUCGACCUCGUCGAGAAGGCGGACGACUCGUCACGCGUGCGCAGGAACGUCGAGGUGGUCAUCGCGGGGUGA